AUGGAAGCAGUUGCUUUGCAUGAUUUCACGGCUAAUCAUUCCAACGAAGACGAAUUACCUUUUAGGAAAGGAUCAAUUUUGAAGGUAAAAUUCUAAAUCAAUCGUUCUAAAAUCUACGGUUUCAAUAGCUUUACUUGUUUUCGUGCUUCUCAAGAGGUCGGAUAUAAACCCGGUCUCAUUAGAACGCGCGUAACUGAUAUUUUUCGUAGUAACAAUUGCUUGUGCGUAGUCAAAGUCUACUUUCAUAAUGUCCUUAAGAUCGAGGACAAAUCAAGGACAAAUGUUAUAGCACACAGAUGACUCCCGAUACCUCGAACCAACGCUAACUCCAUCCUCGUGCUAACUCAAACCUAGCCUCCCACGCAGGCGUUUUUAUGGGAGCUCGUAUUUCUUCCCUCCCCACAAACGCCUGCUCAACAGAGGACAACAUUCCUUUCCCUUCCUUUCCCACGCUUAGCCAAUCACGUUUUACUUUCCAAAUUCUGGAAAGUUGACCUUGACCGCAGGGUAACCCGAUAAUCACGCGAUCUGCAUGAAACUUUAAGAAACCUUCAUGACCUCUAAUAAAUGUUAGUCUCAGAGCGGCGAAAGUAAGAUUUACUCAGUCAGAUUUUAGAAUUCUCUGUGCACUGCAUAACCUUAGCGAACGAAAGAAAAGAAGGAAAAAGGUAACUCUAGGGUCACGUUCUGGGUCUCGUUUUUUCACUAUCACAAGCUUAUGAGUCAUGUUUAGCCUGUCAACACUUUAUUUAAAAACCGUUGAUUGGUCACUUACCACGCGAAUGCAACAAUGGGAAAGGAAUGUUUGUGGCGAGGGAAGAAAUACGAGCUCCCCUAAAAACGCCUGCGUGGAAGGCUAACUCAAACCAAAAUCGAUUUCCCCAGGAUUUCCUGGAUUUUAGUAAUUACACCCUCGAUAACUCGAACUCUCGAUAACACGACCUUCCGCUAACUCAAAUCCUCGAGAUAAUUUUUGUUUCCCUUCAGAAUGAUCAUCUCUAUUUAAUUUUACCCUCGAUAACUUUAACUAUGAUUUAAAGGGACAGGUUUACGGUUCAGCGCAUGCUCAUUUAUCAAAAAUACUGUUUUUUCAGCCGCGAUCGUCUAUGCAAGCAAUAUGAUCAUGUCAUAACUUGAAGUCAAAGAACCAAUCUACACACUCCCCUUACAGCCACUUUUCAACAGUUUUUGCGUUGCAAAAGGCGCGAAUUAUUACGUAGCCAUAGCAAUGGAGAUCUUUUCACAGGUGAAGAUAUCAUGUUUUCGCGGGACAGCUCACUUGGUAUUUCACUGGUGUUUAUAUAGUGGUGUUUAUAUAGUUACCAGAUGGUUUUCUAUGAUUACGAUUCAAAUCAUUAUCAUCAAGACUUGUUAUAAUUAAGAGAAUUUAUCUCGUUGAUUUCGCAGCGAUUCCGACUUCCUUACUUGUUCAGUCUGCGUAGCUAUAGCUAAGGGCUUCUAGAAACUUUCAUUAGGAGGAUAAAUAUAAAUUGUUAAUUUCUCUAUUCAGAUAUUGAAUAUGACCGAUGACAAAAAUUGGUACAAGGCUGAGCAGAGUGGAAAAGAAGGUUUUGUACCCAAAAACUACAUUCAAAUGAAACCACACAGGUAGGCUUGAAGGGUUGAUGAACAUGAGAAGGUUCGGUAGAUGUACACAGAUGUGGAAGAAACAGAAAGGAUGGGGGGAAAGAAAAAGAUACGGUAUUGGUGAAAUCGUGCCGCAAGAAAUUUUUGCGGGAGUCUAUUUUUGAGGAUUGGCUAGUUUUUGUGUUUUGCGGGAACUAAUUUUUGCGAUUUUCGUAACGUCCCGGAGAAAUCAUUGAUGAUAUUUUCGUUUUUAUUGAGUACGUGCAAUGGAAAUACACAUUUUCAAACAUACUACGGUGUGCGCACCCUUUGUAAAACCAGUGCAACAGAUAAAUUACUUUAUUACUUUACUCGAUGAACCGCUCUGGGCGCUUAUUAAACUAUUUUUGGAUCUUUAGAGUGGGCGAUUAUUCGAGGUGGGCCCUUAUUCGAGGCUGGGUGCUUAUUAAAUUUUCACUAUUUUCAGCAAGUGUAGUAUGUUUAUUUUGCAACAAAACAAUAAAUGGUAAUAACAAAACGCGAAGAUGUAACAAAACAGAGUUUCUGUAAAAUACUCUGAAAAAAACUCCGUCUUGGGGGAACUCUGUCACUAGCCCUUAUUAACCCUAACGAAAGAGGAACUGUCUUUUACAAGGAGAAGUCCGGACACAUCUACUUUUGGAGAGAAUGUAUUGCAUGCAAUUUUAGGUUAAAACAUCUGUAAAUCCAUGUUUUUUCUAAAAUUUCUUCUCAUACUCUGAGAGGCGUAGUACAUAUCGCGAACCCAAUUUAAGUCAGACCAUUGUAUCAGGUGGUCGCUUAAAAGAGAUAAAAAACCAUGGAAAAUUCUAAAAGUAAAACCGUUUUUCCAAAAAGUGGUCACGAUCGCGUCGCUUACGAGAUGUGGUCGUUUACGAGAGGGUUCCAACAAUAAAAUGCUUGGACUGGGAAAAUUGGGUGUUUUGGAUAUAAAAAAGUGGUCGCUUAUGGGAGGUGGUCGCACAUGGAGGUUCGACUGUAUACAUUUUGGUAAAUGCCAUAGCCAACAAGAAAGCAAACAUCCAGCCAAAAUAAUAACAGUUGUUGUUUAAGCUUUGAUUUUUUGGUUGUCUUACUUAAUAACAUUUUUUAUUCCAACUAUUUAAGUUGGUAUUAUGGAAAGAUAAAACGACCUGAAGCGGAGCAGCUGCUUCUACAGGAACCACACGACGGUGCAUUUCUGCUUAGAGACAGCGAAAGCACAGAAGGUAAAGAAACACACAUUUUUCUUACUACCUCAUUGGUAUUUAGUUUCGCGGGUACUUAAUUUCGCGAUUUCAACUGCCAAAUAUGAAAAAAAGGCAUUAAAUUUUGCGAUUUCGCAUUCUCGAAGUCAUUUAGUUUUCAAAAAGUCUGAACUUUUUAAAAAAUUCUAGAUAAACUGGAACAAGUAAUGUGUGAAAUCUUUGCAGUUAAUGUCAUUUCACAACUGAAGAUAGAAAAUGAAACGUAGCAGUAAAAACCAGUUAACAAUUUGUGUAUGUGUUCAUACAUACCCUAUAUAUGUUGUUGCUAUUACAUACUCAUAAAUUUUUCUGUGCUUUGAAUUUUCUACAUGGGUAUUAAACUUUGGGUGCUUAAAUUUCGCGAGGAUUUAAAUUCGUGGGUCUUUAAUUUCGCAAUUUUUUUUACAACCGCGAAAAACGCGAAAUUAAGUACCAAGGUAAACCGAGGAUUCUUUAGCAUUGGUAACUAAUAAAGAAUGAAGGCUGGUGAGAUCUUGGAGAACUGUAUCUUAAAGACACUGAAAAAAAACCUGGAGCCAGUUGCACGAAGGCUAUGGAUAUUGUUGUCCAAAAGGGUAAUUCUUCUGCCAGUGUAUAGAUUUUGUAUGGAUUUUAUCCGAGGGAUAAUGAUUAUAUUUAAUCUGAUAGAUAGCGCUAAUCGGCUUUUGUGCAAGCGGCUCCUUAUAUUCAACCUCUUUCCCAGAGUCCUCUCCUACCGGUCCCGACCGGUAGGAGAGUACCCUGGGAACGAGGUUGCCUUAAAGUUAAGAAUAAUCACAACAGGAGAACUGGCUUAAGGCGGCAAACGUGGUCACAUUAGCUGGCUACUUUUUUUUUUGCGUUCGAUACUGCGUGCUUAGUACUAAAACGUCAGCGUAAAUUAUUGAUGUUUAAUAACAACACGUACUGCAUGAUUCUCUCUAUCAUAUUUCUUUCUGUAUGUACGUUAAUCUUAAGGUGGCUCCGUAAUUAAUACAAGAGCAUUUUGCUGUGACAAAUUUUCCGUCAUAACUUUUUGGUUCUUAACGCGAUGGCUGCGAAACUUUGCAAAGAACAACAUAUAUCAUUCGGCAAUAACACGGAAUAUUCCGAUUUCAUUGAUGGUGAAUAUUUCUUGAGAAAUUAGCGUUUAAAAGGACCCUACUGUUCGAAGAAAAUCGCGUCUAGUAAAAAAAUUUGCUGAUAUUUUUUACUGAAAUUUCUGGUAUCGGCUUUAAUUGAUAUAAUAAAUAUGCCAGAGGAAUUUCAGAAAAAUCGUUGGAGCAGAAGUCCGUAACUAAAAGUCGCUCAAAAUUCAGCUGUGAAAUUGUCUUGGAAUUUCAAAAAUAAAUUACUGUCAGGAAGAAGGAGCCACCAGUUUGAAUUUUCGGGACAAGUAAAUUCAACGUUUGCUAAUUCUUAAAGCAAAAGCCGAUUGCCUAUCGUGCUAUUCUUUAAAAGGUACUUUUUAGUUUUAGAAGCACCAUAAAUUGCUCCAAACCUUGUUCUGAAGUAGAAUGACUUGUUCUUCGACAUUUUUAAAAUAUCCCUUGGCAGUUUUGGCUCAAACUCCUGCUGCAUACGUUUUGAUGUAUUGCAAUGCAUUUUGAACGACUUUUACUGCUGUUCGUUGCUUCCAACUCAAGAAAAAAGUAUUGAGAUUGGACGCUACCUCGUAUCAGAACUCAGAUAGAACUGUCCAGCACCUUUGUUUAUGACUACAAAAUGAGCACGAGCGGCAGUUCUGCGAGGAAUUCGCACCUCACCCAGGGGGGACGAACGACAAUGAUGACCAUGCCUGUGAACCGAAUAACAUCACAGUGCAAAAUAGAAUUAUCGCCAAAAUACUGCCCGCGAAUAAAUUUACAACUCUGAAAUUUUUGUCACUUCUUCGUUCAAUGAAUGGGUAUUUUUUUCUUGAUUAUUAUGUUUUGCUCUGCAAUACAUGUUUAUACAGAUCCGUUCACAGACAUGGGCAUCAUUGUCAUUCGUCCCCCCUGGCUGAGGUGCGAAUUCCUCGCAGAGCUGCCGCUCGUGCUCAUUUUCUGGUCAUAAACAAAGGUGCUGGACAGUUCUAUCUGAGCUUCGAUACAAGGUAGCUUACGAUCCCAAUACCUUUUUCCUGAAUUGGAAACAACGUACAGCAGGAAAAGCCGUUGAGGAUGCAUUGCAAUACAUCAAAAUGUAUGUAGCAGGAGUUUGAACCAAAACUGCCAAGGGAUAUUUUAAAAAUGUCGAAGAACAAGUCAUUCGACGUCAGAGCAAGGUUUGAAGCAAUUUAUAGUGCUUCUAAAACUGAAAAGUACCUUUUAAAGAAUAGCACGAUAGGCAAUCAGCUUUUGUUUUCAGAAAUAGCAAACACUGAAUUUACUUGUCCCGAAAAUUCAAACUGGUGUCUCCUUCUUCCUGAUAGUAAUUUAUUUUUGAAAUUCCAAAACAAUUUCACAGCUGAAUUUUGAGCGACUUUUAGCUACGGACUUCUGCUCCAACGAUUUUUCUGAAAUUCCUCUGGCAUAUUUAUUAUAUCAAUUAAAGCCGAUACCAGAAAUUUCAGUAAAAAAUAUCAGCAAAAUUUUUUACUAGACGCGAUUUUCUUUGAACAUUAGGGUCCUUUUAAGCGCUAAUUUCUCAAGAAAAUAUUUACCAUCAAUGAAAUCGGAAUAUUCCGUGUUAUUGCCGAAUGAUAUCUGUUGUUAAUUGCAAAGUUUCGCAGCCAUCGCGUUAAAAUCGAAAAAGUUAUGGCGGAAAAUUUGUCACAGCUAAAUGCUCUAGUGUUAAUUACGGAGCCACCUUAAGCUCUCUAAUAGUGCACGCUUGAGACUGACUGCCAUCUCUUAAAUUCCAAAUCAACUUCUGCUUACGCAUUAGCCAGCUUUAUAAUGCAGUAAAUAUGGAAUAGUUAGUUCUUUAAUAAGUGAAAAUUCAAGUUAUCACUGAUCUGACUGGUUAUUCUGGUCUGUUAUUAAUUCAUUUCUUUUGUCAAACUUUUAUUUGUAGGCGAUUUUUCCUUGUCAUUAAAGUAAGUACGAUAAAUGCAGAUUGGAUAAAAGCCCAAACACAAGGAGCAACACUUUCUGCAACAUCCCGUACAACACAGUUGCAUCAUAUGUGUCCACCUCUGCAAAGUUGCGCGUGAUAGCGCAGAGAAUAUUGAAGGCCGGCACACACUACUCGCUGUAGCACAACGGCAAGGACAGGUCACAUUGCACGAGGGGUCUUGCACGUACACGCUGGAGCAACGCUUCUUUAACUAUUCUGUCACUGCGCCCCGAGUUCAAAUAUAUUCAAACAUUUUGAAUUUGUGGGACACGUCUCUAAAUUUCUCCGUCCACACAGGGAGAAUUAGCUUGCAUAGCAGACGCCGGUUUUUUAGAGCAAAGGGUGAAAUUUCCAACACGCGCGCGCGCACGAGAGAAGAAAAGAAGGGGAGACCUCCUCUUCCCUUUGCGUGUUUCCCACGCGCUUUACAACAGCUAACCAAAAAACUAACCGGCGUCUGCCACGCAGGCUACGGGAGAAUAGUCUCUGCAACAUUUGUUACCUAGUCGUGUUGCAGCGACUUGUCCCCCAGUGUGUACCGGUUUUGAUAAAGAUGGAUUCGAUUCUACUGCUGCAACAGCUACGCGUGUUGUUGCAUACAACAUUGCAGAAGUGGACACUGAUGCAACAUUUUGUUGGGGGAAGUUUUGGGCGCAGUGUAGCAGCAAAAGUUGGUCCGUGUGUCCAGGCCUUAGUAAAAUAAUACCACAAAUCUGUGUUCAUUAUUGUCAUCCGCGCCCGUAUUUUUGAAUGGGUCACCUGUGUUGUUUGGCUUCCUGUGCAAGGUGAGGAAUGGGAAAACCUACGUAGCACCACUCAAUUGAUGUAAUGUAUUCAUAAAAUCUGUUUCAUUCCAAUGUUCCUCUAUCCAUUUUAUUAUGUGUUUUGCACUAUUAUUAGUUUAUGAAUAAAUUACAGCUGGUUGCUACGUAUUGGUUUUCCUAAAAUGACACGGCGUGCUUGCCGAGAGGUCUAUCACGCCUUUAAAAAAAUUCUUGUGAAAUUCUGGUUAAACGAUCUUUUGCACCAAAUAAAGAACGAGAGGGAGCGUUAUAUGGGGUCUACACUUUAUCCACCGACAUAACGUGCUCCCUCGUUCUAUAUUGAUUACGUAAAUUUUUUUUCACCUAAGUUUUCCUGCUCAUUACUACACUUCAAACAAUUAUAUAAUGAGCCUUUGUAGCAAAGUUAAAGUGCAACCUCGUCCCACAGGGCUUUUUUCUAGGGCUUUCUUCUUUCUUUCUUUCUUUCUUUUUAGGGCUUUCUUCUUGAAGGAAAAGCCCUGGCCAGGGACGAGGUUGACUGGGUUAAGGUGCUAUUUCUUGUACUGUCGAACCCCGCUUUACGGACACCCGUGCUUAAUAGGGACACCUCGCCAUUACGGUCAGUUUUCCUUGUCCCUAGCUCUUGCAAUUUCUCUAAAUGCAACCCGCUUAAUACGGACACACCGUUAAUACGGACACUUUCCAUGGCCAUCUCAAUCAGGGACACCCAACGUCAAUUUUCGGAAAAUAUCUGUUCGGAAGACGAUUUGAGAUCCAGAAUUUUCGGAACAUUUGUUGUAAAAUUUCUUGCUUGAUACUUCCUGGGAUUUUCAAACAUCUAAAAAAUGGAAUAAUUGCCCAUUUUUGACAGAUUUUUAACUUAAAAAGGUCACCUAGAAUUUUCGGGAGCCUUUUUUCUGGCUGAAAUUUUCGAAAAGGUAAGUUUUGAAGCCUAUAAUUUUCGGAUCACUAGACUUUCAGCUAGGAAAUCCGAAAAGAUGAAAAAUUUUUAGGGGAUAAGAAUAUCACUAUAUCUACCGUUUAAAUACUAAAAUACGUUCAACAAUGCUAUGUUUAAGUGGUUUUGAACUAUAUCCUCGUUGGGUGCCCCUGCUCAGUGUCCGUAUUAAUUGAUGGGGUUUGACUUUAGUGAUUUUAGCUUUGUGCCUAGUCUCUUUUUAAACCAGUAGAAUUAGUGGCUUCCAUUUUGGAGUAUGUUUUAUUGAUUGAGCCACGAGCACCAAGAGCUCACCAAGUGUAGAUGAUCUACAAAAUAAAAUUCUGUUGUUCUUUUUUUACAGGUUUAAUAACCAAGUACAACACUUUAAAGUCCUUCGAGAUGGAGCAGGGAAAUACUUCUUAUGGGUUGUUAAGUUUAAUUCCCUGAACCAGUUGGUGGAAUAUCAUAGGGCAGCGAGCGUAUCCAGAUCCCAGACUAUUUACUUAAAGGAUAUGAUAAAUGCACACGAGGUAUUGAGUAUUCACGUGUCUGACUAUCGCUUAACAUUUGCAUACAUUGAUAAUCAUUAAGGCAACUCACAUGAUGUCUGUGUAGACUACGAGCAGUCUCUCUUUUUUCUGUAGUCCGUCAAGCAAAACGCGAGACACGCAAAUGGCCACGCGCGGGACUGAUGGCGCGAGAAGGGACCUUUCGCACGUCUCGCCGCUACGCCGCUCCCCGCGCGUGCAUUGCUCUCACUAAAUCUGACUAAAAAGAGAGACUGCUCGUAGUCUAUGUCUUGUGUUUUAAGGCCGUUAAGUUUUAAGCUACGUGCAAACGGACGCAACAACUCCCAACAUUGUUGGGAGUUGUUGCGUCCGUUUCACGUAGGGUUAGGAUUGAUACAUAUAAUAACGAGAGUGCAAGGCGCAAAAUGGAAUGAUGGUUAAAAAGGUUUUUUUAAAUGUAUACAUUAAGUGCUUAUAAUUAUAACUAUUGUUACUAUAAUUAGUCCAUUACAUCCGUGCACGGUUGUUAAUGUAAUAUGUGAUGAGGGAGCUUAUAGCGAUUGGACGAUAACCCGACAGCUGAAUUCUAAGCCCAAGUUUCCAUGCAACAUGCCAGUGACAUUUCAAAACUCUUAACCAAGCCAACGGUUUCAUAAAGCAACGUGCAAAUGGACGCAACUCAACUACUUCCAACAAUGUUGGGAGAUGUUGGCCAACAAUGUUUCGUCCAUUUGCACAGGGCUAAAAGUUGGACAGGUUUCAAACUUUUUAUUGCGCAACAACUCCCAACAACACGCAAUACGAAACAGGGUCUGCAAACGGACGCCACAUGUAACAUCCAACAAUGUUGCUUCCGUUUGUACGGGGCUUAAGAGGGGGAACACGGGGGAUCAUGAAGGGGUAUAGAUUGCUAUUUAAGGCUAGGAGCCAAUUACCCGGAGUCUCCAACUUCCAUAGAAGUCCUUGAAGUCAAUCCUUUCCCGUUUUAAUUUAUUUACAGGAACAGCUUACGCAGGAUAUUUUUCACGCCAUCUUAGUAAUAACCAGUCAGACCAGCGUUUGUGCAGAUGACCGCGGAAAUAAUUUUUUUUUUUUUGCGGGAAUUAAAGUUCUAAGAAUAACUUAAAGCAGAAAAGGGUUGACUCAAUAGGUCAUGGUAGAUAAUGGAGGCUCCGGGAAAUUAGCUCCUGUUUAGGCUAAUUUCCAGUGGAGGGUUGGGAAAUUUCAUUCGCAUCACUAAGGAGGGUAGACUCAUUAUUUCAUGCUAAUUUCUGAUCCUAAUAACAUGUUUUUAAGGUGGGUCGUGCUCUGUUUGACUUUGUGUGUCAGGAAGAAAACGAACUUGCCUUUUCGAGGGGAGAUUUAAUCAAGAUUACAGACACAAGUGAUGCUCACUGGUGGAACGGUAAAAUAAACGACAGAGAGGGUAUGUUUCCAGCAAAUUACGUGCAGGUGAUCACAACGAAAUAG
Messenger RNA from Porites lobata, 9532 nucleotides. NCBI's taxonomy places the organism in Eukaryota, Metazoa, Cnidaria, Anthozoa, Scleractinia, Poritidae. The record is from the annotation of a GenBank genome assembly.